Penicillium digitatum Pd1 is the source of this 405-nucleotide messenger RNA. RefSeq lists its product as uncharacterized. The record is from RefSeq and is a predicted model, not a curated record. NCBI's taxonomy places the organism in Eukaryota, Fungi, Ascomycota, Eurotiomycetes, Eurotiales, Aspergillaceae.
AUGGUCAAGCCUGUUAGACAAAGGCCGCCACGCAAGCCACUUACCACUACACAGGCCUGGACUAAAGUAGAGACCACCGCCUACCGUCUUGGCGCUGCCGAGUAUCUUGGAAACAAAGACUCCAACCGUAUUUCCAAAGCAUUUCUUUUGCUAAAUCAUCCGCCACAAUCUACCAGUCACCGAAAAUAUCGACUCUUUCUUCUCCGGAAAGAAAUAUGCGGCCCUCAAGGCUUACGCUUGUGCGCCGUCGCGCUUGGCCAUGACCAUAUCAGAGACACGAGUAAUGGCCACCGUGAUGCGCUCCUCGAUAAGCUGGGCGAGAUGAGACACCAGCCAUUGAUCAAAAACUCGUCGUUUCGCUCGGACGAUACCCAAGAAGAUGGACCAUUGAAUGGUAAGCAUUGA